Molecule: messenger RNA, 1358 nt
Organism: Tyto alba (common barn owl)
Lineage: Eukaryota; Metazoa; Chordata; Aves; Strigiformes; Tytonidae
Product: dual oxidase maturation factor 1
Exons: 8
Coding region: 225-1205 (326 amino acids)
Biological process (GO): protein transport
Cellular component (GO): endoplasmic reticulum membrane
Source: RefSeq, a predicted model, not a curated record
CUUCCAGAUCUGCCACCUCUGGAGGCAGGCACGUCAAAGACGCUGGGGGAAAAACAACCGUGCCACGCCGGGCUGGUUUCUCGCCCGUUGCCCCGGGGAGGCGGCGUGGGAAGGAAGGCGGCAUCUCGGAGCACACGGCAGCUCUGCGCAGCAGCCAGCCCUCGGGAUCGGCCACGGCAGAGUGUCUCUCCAGGUGCUGAUUUCCAGCCUUCCUGGGCAGCAGGAUGACGCUGUGGAACGGAACCUUCCCCUUCUAUCCUGGUGCCAAGGAGUGCUUCCCCUUUGACACCACCCGGGCCGUCAUCAUCUCUGUCUUCCUCUCCGUGUUGGCCACUUUCAUCAUCAUCCUGCCAGGGAUCCGGGGCAGGGGGCGACUCUUCUGGUUCCUGCGGGUGGUGAUGGGCCUCUUCACAGGAGCGGUGGUCCUCACCGUACAGUUCACGAGGGACUGGGAGACCGGCUGGGUGGCAGCAAACACCUCCUACAAAUCCUUCAGCCAUGCUCUGGUGAACGUGAACAUCGGGCUGCACAUUGGCCUGGCAGGGGUGAACGUCACACUGGUGGGAAACCCGGUGAAUCAGCUCAAUGAGACCAUCAACUACAACGAGCACUUUGACUGGAGCUUCCAUGCAGACUAUGACCGCAGCUAUGAUAAAGGUCUGGAGAAGGGGCUGCCCAGCCCCAUCCUCUAUGUGGCAGAGAAGUUCACCACACAAAGCCCCUGUGGCAUGCACAAGCAGUACCGCAUCUCCAGCCACUACACAUCCCUCACACUGUGGAUGGCCUUUUGCACAUGGCUCAUUUCCAUUCUACUGUUCUCCAUGCCCAUCCUGCUCUACGGCGCCUGCAUGCUCUUGCUCACUGCCGUGCUGAUGCUCUCCUCACUGCUCUUCUUCACUGCGAGGAACACUCCGAAGUGUCCCGUCCAGUUUGGCCCAGCUUCCCUGAAAACAGACUACGGUGGAUCCUUUUGGCUGACAUUAGCAACAGGGCUGUUGUGCCUGCUGCUGGGGUUGGGCGUCAUCAUCCUGAACUCCUUGCAGCCAGAGAAGCUGAAGCUUGUCUUUAACCUGGACAAGGGAAAGGGAGAAGAAGAGGAGGGGUGGAACAAGUCCCACCUGCCAGCCAAGCCCAGCUCCUCUGCACAGGACACGUUGAUGGUCCCCCUGGGUGAACUCUGCGAGGUGACAACCACCCAGCUGUAAGCACUGGGAGGAGGCAGAGCAAAGCCUGAAGACACCCCUCCUGAAUUCACACUCUGGUCCAACCCCACCAGGAGCCCAGGUGGGAAGAGACACAAGAGCCAGGUAACGAGAAUAUCCAAGUCUGGAAAGGUGAAGGUGUCUCAAAUAUGACAG